Molecule: messenger RNA, 8147 nt
Organism: Scophthalmus maximus (turbot)
Lineage: Eukaryota; Metazoa; Chordata; Actinopteri; Pleuronectiformes; Scophthalmidae
Gene: znf804a
Product: zinc finger protein 804A
Exons: 5
Coding region: 606-5249 (1547 amino acids)
Cellular component (GO): nucleus
Source: RefSeq, a predicted model, not a curated record
GGACGGGAGAGAGUUGGAGGAACUGCGAGACUGAUCAAUGAGCAGCUCGCAUUUUUUGGGAGGGGGGGGGAGAAGAAAUUUAGACUCAGCAAGAAAGCGAGAGCGAAGUGACGGGAGGGAGGGAGUCAAUGGCAGGGAAAGACUGAUGAAUGAGAGAUGGGAGCACAACCUCUGAAGAGGAGAGGAGUGACAGGGACACAUUUGAAGGGGGGACGCAGGAAUCUGACGGCAGGCGACUUUUGGGGAUAAGAAAAAGCGGGGAGAGUAAAAGAAAAAGACUCGGCGGCGACAGGGGAGGGAAGGGAGGAGCAGCGGAGGGUGAAAUAUUUAAAAAGAGACGGAGGCAGAGUCGAAAACUUAAGAGAAGAGAGAGAAUAAAUCAGAGCGGGGCUCCUCCUUUUUCCUUUCUUCCGUGCCGCUUCUUCCCUUCCGCGACUUUACGAAGCAGAGAUGACAUGAGGGGAGCGCGAGAAGGUUGAGGAGGACCGAAGAAGAAGACGGAGGAGAGGACGCAGUCCUCGAGACUUUUUUUGCUCUCCACAUCCAAAAAGAGAGAGACAAAACAUCAUAGAUAUUCCGAAGCACAUGAAUCCAAACUACGUCCAAUGGCGUGCUACUACAUUGUGAUCAGUUCCACCCACCUGCGUGACGGACAGCUGAGGAGCAUCAAGGGGGUGUUCAGAGGACCAAUAGGAGCCAGCGGCCAGCGGAACGCGGAGGAAGGGGACUCCAGUCUGUACUGCGAGCUGUGCGAUAAGCAGUACGUGAGACACCAGCAGUACGACAACCACAUCAACUCCCACGACCAUCACCACAAGCAGCGCCUGAAGGAGCUGAAGCAGAGGGAGUUCUACCGAGCGUUGGCCUGCAGGAGACAGAGGAGGCGCAGGGAGGAGAAGAGAGAGGAGCGGGUGCUGAGGAGGCUCCAUCAACAUGAGGAGAGGAGGGCGGGACAGUGUGCUCCAGGUUCCGGCCCCAUGUUCAGAUCCACCACGGUGGCGGUCGAUCCGGCGAACCAGACCCGACCGCGCUUUGAGCAGAACUGGGUCGACAUCCACUCCGGCGCCGCCGCGCUGGGAACAAAACCCCAGACCCCGCUGAUCAGGCCCUUCCUUCCCCUGGACCCUGCGCUGGAAACCAGACUCCUGAGCAACACACAGUGGAUGUACAAUCAAAUGGACGCCAACAACACAGCGACCGCUGCUCCUGCUGCUGAAUCCUGCAUGCUCGGCAAGGCCCAUCUGGACUACAGCGACUUGACAGUCGCCCCCAUGACGCCCACCACCGCCACAAACAACAACAUGAACACUGACAACACAGACACUGCUACCACUACCAGACACUUUAACAAGAUCGCCUGGGCUCAUAAUCAAUUAAACAACACCAUUACUCCCAAUAACAUCCCCACAACUGUCACCGCUAAUGGCGCCGCUUUCAACAAAACCACCACGAGCAGCUUCAGUGCGAACACCGCCGCCAUCCCCGCGACGACGGGCAUCAGCGUCGACACCAGCAGAGCAGCGCGCGGGGCGUCGGGUGCCCGGUGCGGCCCCGGCCGAGUCCGACCCGUCUCCUUCUCGCUGCCUAAAAGGAGCUGCGUCCUCCUCCACCAGUCGGCGGCUGUCUUCAUCCAAGCCGGCCGAGGCUCGGGCUCGUCGGGGAAGCCCGACGGUGUGGCGGCGCAAGAGAGGGCCAAGGAUCCGGGGGUGAAAGUCGCAGAUCAGCAGCUCAAAUCUCCAGUGUCUGUGGGUGUGGUGGCUGCGGAUCACUUGGACACUGGAAACCAGUGUAGUGUGGAGGGUAACACUGCAAUCCAGCACUCUGAGGCUGGAGCCAGUGCGUCUACUGAGACGGGACCUGCAGGACUGUCUGGCACCGGAGCCCAGGUAUCUUUAUGUGAUCGUGUUGUGAUCGGAGCUGACGACUCUGAUGACAGUGGGACUGGAGCCCAAGUCAGCAGGGAAAGUGGGACUGGAGCUUUGAAUAAUGGGAUUACAGGACAGAUUUGUGACAGUCUAAACACAACUCAAGCAUCAGUGUCUGGAGACAGUGAGGCUCUAACCCACGGGGAUGUGGACAAUCCGACAGAGUCAGAGUCCACCCAAGAAUUGAAGGAUUCGCUUUGUCCCGCUGCAAAUCAGCCCGAAAAAUCCAUUUCCGGUAUUUUAAAUGACACCAAAGAGUCUUCAGCUCAAACGCAGGUGAAGGAAUCAAACGCCUCUCCGUCAGUCGGGCCUAAGGAGGCAACCCCUUUGGCCCCGAGUCGCCCCAAAGAGCCGUUUUGUCCCGUGCUGAGCCGGGACGGCGGCAGGGUUCUUCUCUGGCCGUCGGAGAUGGUUCGCUACACCAAGACGUCCCCCUCCAUCUCCUACAGCGUUAACCCUCUCCUGUACGACUUCAGAGCACAUAACAGGGCCGGGCAAAGGGGCGAGGACGAGAAACGAGGGCUGGAGGAAGGUAGGGGGAGAAUAAAGCCAUCUGUGAUCAAACAACCCGGCUGCCAACAGAGGAAGGAUGAUAUGGAGGGCGGAGGGGGGGUAAAGAUAGAUGAAAGGGAGGAAGAGGAUGAAGGAGGACAGGCAGGAAAUCCAAUGGAACUUGUAGCCCAUUGUAGCGGUGGCGAUGCAGCUCCGGAUCGCUCCGGCUGCCGAGAUGAAAACGCUUUCAAAUUCGUUCCCGUUUCUGCAGAAUGCCACCUUGCCCCGGCGCCGGGCCUUCAAAACAGUGGGGGGAAGAGGAGGAGGAGGAGGAAGAGGAGGGGCGGGGUGAGGAGAGGAAUACGGAAGAGGGGUAGGAGGAAAAGAGGAGAGGAGACGGAUAGAAAGGACUCGGAACGGGGGAGGAGGAUAAUAAGCAGUCUUUCUGUGAGUCAGAUGUUUGAAGGGAGAGGAGAGGAGAGGUUGAGAGGAGAGGAGAGGUUGAAAAGAGAGGGCAGUGAAAAAGAGGAGAGAAGAGUAAAGGGGCUAUUAAGUAAUCUUGCGGCACAUCGGCUGGUGGGAGCGAAAGAAAAGAGGAUGAGGAGAGAGGAGGGAGGGAUAAGAGGAGAUCAGACGGAGGGAGAGAGGGCAGGCAGAAAUGAGGAGAAGAUAGGAGGGCUAUUAAGUAAUCUUCCUGUGAAUCGGUGUAAUCGGUGUAACCAGCUGUGUCUGCAGGUGAACAGGGAGGCCAGCCGGCAUCAAUCCCAGCAAUCAGCCUCCGGGUGGGACCGGGGGCUCAGAAAGCUCCUCCGCAGGGGUGCAGCAUGUAACUCGGUGAUUAGCCCCGUCCGCGGGUCUGUUAUAGGCGCGCCGCGCUGUCCCGCAAUUACGCCCGACCCCGCUCAGGAUGACGGACUGGCGGAGGAGAUACACAGAAAUACGCGCGCGGGGCGGGGAGACGGGGAGCAGGGGUAUCAGAUGAGGCCGGGGAUAAGAGCCGCUCAGGAUGGGUGUAGCCCGGGGAUUAGCGGCGUUUCUUUUGCCUGUCGAGGCUCAGCACGCGAGCCAGAAAUUCGUCUGCUUGCUCCAUCUCACAGGGAAACAGCAGGCGCUCCAGCGAUUAGCCCUGUCCCCGCUCCCUUUAGAGAAACAGCAUGCAGUCAAAGACAAACAAUACCUGUAGGACACAGCCAUCUCGCCUUAGGCGCGGCCCCACGCUGCUCCGCACAACGCACGGAAACAGAAGCGCGAAUUAGAUCCGCCCGCGCGGACGUGACCCUCCCCGGAGACGCGCUUUCAAAGGAUGUGAUGUCACAGGGAGCGGGAACAGCCGGCAAGAGGAAGAGCGAACUGCCCGAGGCGGAGGCGGCGCCGAGGAAGAGACGGAAAAGGGGAAGGAGACAAGCCAGGAGAGUCGCGGGUGUUGGUUUCACCUCUGACCUCGGCGUUCAUGACCCCACUGGUGAUCUAACGGAGGAGCUUGAACUCGACAGCAACGAGACGGCGGGACUUUGCCGCGACACGGACUGCCGCUGUCUUUGCAGGACGAGACACGUCACAAGCGACGGGGAGGGAACGUUGAGUUGCAACGCCGAUGACAACUGCUGCCGCUGCGGUGACAGUGAUGGCAGCGCCGCUAAUGACGGACGCGGCCACGGAGGCGAGGAAAAGCGGCGGAGCGAGUUACCUGUCAGCGACUGUCACACCUGCAACACACCGAGUGACCGGUGUCAGUGCGGUGGAAAGAGUGACGGGGACAGAAAACACAAUGAUCCUCUCAUCUGUGUAGCUGCAGACGACAAAAAUAAGGUUACGUCUCCUGAUCACGUGGACGAACUCCCCUCCGCUGACACAACGCACACACCUGUGGACCUACUGUCAAACGACUCAUUGGCCCGCUGCACUGACGACACGCACGCCGCCCGCCGGCAAUGUACAAACAUGCACGCGACGGAUGAGAAAACGUCCGCCGACGGCGAUUCCGGCAAAGCGGCCGGUGUUUGCGGGAAACCCGCGGCUCAGCGCGUCGCCGGCGACGACCGCAACGACCGUCGCAACUGUAAAACCAACGACGCGUGUAAUCGCGAGCGUGGCGGGGAGGGUCGCCUCCGUGAUUCAGCAGCUGAUUUGGUCUGCGGUGGGACCGAGCUGAGCGAUAUUGACGGCGGACAGUGUGAUUAUUUUAUCAGUAAUCAUGUCACUGAUUGUUGCUCUGUUGACAACAAUAGAGCCGGGAAUGAAGUGCAAGACGUGGCACUCGCGAGCGAACAGACGAAGCAGAGGCAGGAGGAGGAGGAGGAGGAGGAGGAGAGAAGGGAGAUGGAGAGGUUGAGGGUAAAGGAGAGGCGAGAAGAGUGGGAGAAGGAGUGGGCGAGGAGGAAGGAGAGAGAAAAGGAGGAGAGAGACAGGGAGAGGAGGAAGGAGAUAGAUUUCGAUCACCUCUACCCCGAGAAGAGGCCUCGUUUCUCCCGCGUCCUCCCUCCGCCGCCGUGCAUCCUCCUCCCGCCCUCCUCUUCCUUCUCCUUCCAUCACACCAUCAUCCAGCAUCACCUCUCCCUCCUGCCGCCUCCGCCGCACCUCCCCGUCCCGUCGUACCCUCAGCUGCUUCCCUCCUUCUCCCCGCAUCUGUGCCCCCUCGCGCUCAACCCACCUCCUCCGCCGCCGCCUCCGCCCGCUCUUCCUCCCUCUUUCUACGCCUCCUCCCCCAUCUCGCUCCUGGACGGCCCCGCUCCAUAUCCCAUAGCGACCACGUUUCACCCCGUGCAGAGUCAUCACCCAUCCCUCUAUCCCCCACCGCAUCCUGCCGUCUUGCCCUUACAAGUGUUGUUCUGAAAGAAGGAAAUAAAUAGACUCAUGAAAAGUACAUUUUCCCCAUUUUCCCAAAGAGAAGGGUUGUCAGCUGGGUGAAAGCAUUAUUAUGUGUCAUUACCCGCACACUCGACGCGAGGUUGAAGCGCCGGGGUUAACGAGACUUAAGUAGAAAAACCAAACGGGAUAUUUCUUACAGCCAAAACCUCUGGCAACCUCUUCACCCCGUCCAAAACACUCCAAGCACUGAUUCACACUUGUGAAAAGGAGAGAUGGCUUAUUAUCUUCAUCAGUCUGACGACGCACUCAGAACGAGCCUCAGGUGUGCAGCCGGCGGCAUCGUGGCGAGGGGGCGGGGGCGGGGCGGGGGACACGCAGCUGGGAACGUUUCCCUCGGCAGGAAUCAGCCGAUGCUCCCGUUUUGCAUUUUAAACCAAUGAUUUGCUUUGCAAGGCAUGUUGGGAAUGUCACGGUUCAUGACUUUAAAGGACAAAUCCAUCCUCGUACACUCACGGAUUGCCUCAGUCUGGAAUGAUGAAUGCAGGAUUAUUCUUUUUUUUUCUUCUUGAAAUUUACUCCCCCCUCACUGAGAGCUCCAACUGUACUGAUUUCAAGUAUUUCUCUCUCGUUUUCUGGGACAGAUGUGAACUACUUGCUCUCAGCCAGUUGUCGUCAUCAAGAGCGGACGACUCUUUUUGGACAAGCCCCUGUGCUGCAGCUAGAAAUGGAAAAAAACUAGAUCGGUCUUUUCCAAAAGGUUGAAACAAGACGCUGGAGUCUCCGGUCCAAAAUCGAUUCUGAGAUAAUUCUAUCAUUUUCAUUUUAAGCUUUCAUUAUCAAAAUGAGUCUUCUAUACCACGCAUGCAAUUAUGAAUUGGGAAAAACGCGUCGUUUCCCAACAUCUCCCACUUGAAGGACUGCAGAGCUACUGCGCUCGUGGCAUGGAAAAGCCUUGAUCGCUGGGAGUUACGACUAAAUAAAAUGCAGGAUUAAAGGGGAACGCCACCGGUUUUACACAUCAAAGUCAAUUUGCAAACUCUGCUACUUGAAAUAGGUCUCUGGGGGGAGCCGAGUAGUGAAGUCUGGUGAACUGGGGCGGGACAUGUUGAAAAAAGAACCAGACCUCCGCGUCCUGCUGCUCGACCGAGGCUACAGCUACGCUGGAGGCUACAUCGGCCACCGCGAUGGAAUCUCAUUGUGUCAUCGUGCAUUGUGGGUAGUGUAGUGCACAGCUAUAGAUUAUCACCUGAUCACGAUAUUUGAGUCAGUAUCUGAUAUUAGUGCAACAAAUCGUACAGUCCUGAGCAUGAAGCGAGCUGAUUGGCUGAUCCAGCUCCGGUGGGGAGGCGGAAAUAAAAAAACACACGUAACUGAACACGAACGUCUCGUUCCGAUUCACGCAUGUGCAACCUUAACUUUUCAAAAGCUCUCCCUGAUUUCUUUCUACGCACUUGAGUAAAUCCAAAGAGGAAAAGAAGUGUCUUGGUGGACACUGUUGCUCAACGGUGAUUAAGAAGCUGCUCGUGGUAACGACAAAUAAAUUGCUAAGGGAAAACUUUAUACAAAACAAAGUAUAAAAUCUUCAGAAAAACAUUUCCUUUUCUCUUUAGGUUUAAUUAGUACAGUGGCGCGUUAAGGUGCCAGUUUGAUUGAUUAUAUUACAGGCGGCAAAAACAAUAUACUAAGACGAUGACUCUGUAGGUAUGGAAAUGGGAUAUGUUCCAGUCAGAUGCCUACUGAUGCUAUGAUUAUUGUAUAUUUUGGCAUCUUAGCCUCUUCUGCAAUGUACAUUUCUCCCCGUUGAGUCAGAGCAGAACACUAAGUUCAGAAAUGUCUUUUUAAGGAUUGUUAAGGACCGACUCCAGCGUCUCGCCGUUUCUUCCCUCGAACGUGCUUGAGUGUUGAUCUUCUGCCAUCUCGCUCAACGUGCAGCCGCGCUAAAAAUAUCCCAACGUGGCGGGAUGUGAGCUUACACGUAAGUGACUCACCCAGGGAGGAAACAAACGGGGCGCCGAAAAAAGCACUCGCAGAGUGAUUCAGCGAGUCGAAGCGCCGCACAGUUGGCCGCGCCGCGUUCAAGGGUUAAACUCCCUCUCAUUGGUCGCUCGCUGCAGUUUGACAGUGGAAGCCCGUGCUCUCAAAUCAAAUGCAGGGAAGUUCAAAGUGUUCGGUGGGACACGUGGCACUUUGCUGGCCGAGCAGCCCCUCAGGGUGGAUUUCUCCUUUAAAGCUAAGGGGGUUAGCUUUGUUCAAAUGUUCCUCUUCUGAUUCUUAAUUCUCCAUACAGUACUAUGUGCCAUCAAGUGCAGCGGGUAUACCUCAGAAUUAACAACCCGUGAGUCCCCCGUGUCUCUCCGUAGGCGGCUCCCGUCAGCGUGACGCUCAGAGUUUGAGUUGAUAAUCGCGGGAGUAACGAUGAGUGGAGAGCAAGAGUAACUCCCACGCUCGCCGCUCGCGCUUCUGUUCUUCUUGGCCGUCUUCUCUGUCUCGCUCGAAACAUCUGGCCGCGGAGGCUUUCACUGGCGGCGACCAUCCAUCGCUGUGACUAUGUUAUUCUGCAAUGAUACGUGAACACAUGCAUGACAGCUGAAGAUUUCUCGGGGAGGCAACCGUCCUCAUUCGCUUUUUUUUUGGGGGGGGGGGGUGACAGGCUUGUUUGAUCGGCUCUGCAGCUGCUGAUUCCCUCCCCAGAUGACCUCUGGUGUACGUUGGCCACGUUGCCAUGGUGACAUGUACUCGCCGCUUUGAGAAGUUUAUGAGCAGAGGCAGUGACGCGAAACUCGUGACUUCUUCAUUGACGCAGAGUGCAAAAAAAAAAAAGAAAAUCCAAAUCAUAUCUGGCCGGCGUGACUGCCACUCUCUCUCUCUCUCUCUCUCUCUCUCUCUCUCUCUCUCUCUCUCUCUCUCUCUCUCUCUCUCUCU